UCGGCUCGGCGGUCUCUGUCAUAGCCGUCUUGUCUGAAGAGAAGAACCAUCCGGAUCUCACAUUCUAACUCCUGAAUGACCUCGAAUUCAGGGCUCCGGCUCUGACCUCGGGAUUUCUGGAUCCAUGCCAACGGGGGAGCCGCCGCCCCUCAAGAAGAUGCGCGCCGCCGACGGCGAGGGCGAGGGCGGGAGCCAGGUUCACCUGGACGAGGGCAUGGUGGGCGAGAUCCUGCUGCGGCUUCCGGCAAGGUCCGUCCUGCGCUGCCGCGCCGUCAGCACGGCCUGGCGCCGCGUCGCCGACUCCCCGGAGUUCCUCGCCGCGCACGCGCUCCGCCGCCCCAUCGAGGUGCUCCUGUACACCAGGCCCGUCCACGGCUGCGGCGAGGAGGAUCUGGGCCUCGACGCGCUGGCCGUCGUCUCCGGAUCCGGUGACCGCGACCGGCGCCGGCGGCUCGCGAGCAUCCCGGCGAUGCCCCACCGCUGCGGGCCCAGGCCCUGCUGUUGUCUGCUCGCUUCCUGCGACGGGCUUCUUCUACUUGGCCAUGGCCGCGGCAACGAGUUCCAGCCGUACGCGUCCUACCUCGUCUGCAACCCGGCCACGCGGCAGUGGACCCAGCUCCCGCGCGUCACCGCCGAAUUUGCCGCUGCCGGCAAGCGGCCCGGGCAUGGCCCCGCCCGUCUCGAGUUCCGGGAGUCCGGGUUCUACCACCACGCGCCGUCCGGGGAGUACAGGCUCCUCUGCCACGUCACGCCGGACGGCGGCGCGCAGGCGCCGUACUACUGCGUCCUCUCCGCCGGCGCCGGAGAGCCACGGCGGCUGAUGCACGCCACACGCAUAGAGCAGACCAUGGCCAUCGUGCCAGGCUCCGACCCACCGAAGCUGCAGUUCUGGAACUUCGAGAACCUCAUGACGCCCGCGGCGCUCGGCGGGCGCCUGCACUGGCUGCAGCACAUGGAAGCCGGGCUCACGGAGUCCAUGGUGGCGUUCGACACCGAGGCAGAGACUUUCUGCCGAAUGCCGCCACCGCCCGUGGCGUGCAAGGGGCACUCCCGCCUGCUCAUCGCGGACAGGGACACGCUCAUGGCGGCCGAGCUCGGUGACCUAGCGUUCAACCUGUGGGCGCUCGAGGGCUACACCGGCGGCAGCGAUGAGAUGACUAGUUGGGUGCUCCGGCACCGCGUGGAGGUGUCGUGGCGCGCGGAGAGGCCGUCGGUGGUAUCUGACGUCGGAGACGGAUCGGGCGACGUCGUCCUGGGCUCGAGCUACGGCGUGGUGGCAUACAACGUGAGGAGCGGCGCGGCGAGACGGGUUGUCAUCGAUGACGAGGAGGAGGAUGUGUCGGAGAGGAGCGACGACGAGAAGCUUCUCUUGUCGCGGAGCGUGCUCAAGGAGAGCCUCGUCCGGCAUGGGUUCUUCGGUGCAAGGCCGCACCCCGGCUUGCCAUUGUUCAAUGCUUAGAACGAUCGGGCUUAACAGGAUUCCACCGACAAGGAUCGACAUGGGAAUGGCCUGGCGCCAUGGGAGAGGAGCUCGGCCUGCGGCGGCGAGGGCGGGACUGGUGGUUUACCUGUAUCUCAGGAUGUCACUCUUAUCAAGAGAAACAAGUCAGAAUGACAAAACUGAUGCUGCUGAAACCUGAAAUCUCAUCUGUUAUUUGCAAGUCUGAAACUCUCAUCUGUUUAUUUGCAAGUCUGGAACUCUCAUCUGUUAUUUGCAAGUCUGAAACUUUAUCUGUCGUGUGCUUGGGCUUUGGAUAUGGUUCCAUUUUGAUGUUGCUCAGCGGCUUUUGUCAGCCUUAUGAUGCUGGACAUUUGUGGGUACUUGCGCCAGACAGGCCGAGAUGAUCGGAGACAGCAGCCAGCGACACAGCUUGCUAUGAUAUGCUCUCUUCAACUCCCUUUUAGUCACAGAAAUAAUUUAGUCUUGUCGCUGGCAGGAAAUUUGCUGCAGCAUUGGCCACUGAACACAGUCCAUGAUUGUUACCAAGGUACUAACCCAUGCAUUUGCCAUUAUUGCAUGAUUUGAUUCAGCUUAUUUGUACAAUCUAAGCAUAAGUAUUACCGAAGAACCAAAAGCCAGACAUGCAGAAGAUGGAGUCUGGAAGUGUUGCACGAGUUGGGAAUGAGAGGUGGUCCAGCUUCUCAAGAGUAGACCACCGUGCUGUCUUUAUUGUGGAUUCGUGGUAUACUGUUGUCGGUACUGAUGGAAGAACUGUGUGACCAAGAAUUGCAUUUUGUUUUGUCAAGAGUUUCAGCCGGUGCAUGUUUGAAUUGGACGUGUGAUAUGACUGCAUGAGGAUUCAGAACUGCAUUUUUCUUUUGAAUUGAAGUUACACUGACGGAACAUGGUAGCGUUGCAUUUUGUCACCAUUCUGAUUCACUGGAGGAUAUGGAAAGAAUCGUAAUGCUCGUAUUUUUCAGCAGGAAUUAUGGCCAGCAGAUCAUGUAUUUGAGCUUAUUUUAGAGGACCUUCAGACUUGGAGAACCGUUGGCUGUAUUACUUUUUGAGUUCAGGCCUCCUGUAAUAAUGUCUUAGUGCUGCUAGCAGUGGUCUGUAGCUUCUGUAGAUUGUUUUCUUUCUUCAGGUCUGUUGUUUCUGAAGGUUGUUUUCUUAAGCCUGAUACCUUGUAACCGGCUCUUGUACUUGUCCUUUCUUCUCUUAAUAAAGUUCGGCCACAGGCCCUUCGAGUUGCA
Molecule: messenger RNA, 2694 nt
Organism: Brachypodium distachyon (stiff brome)
Lineage: Eukaryota; Viridiplantae; Streptophyta; Magnoliopsida; Poales; Poaceae
Exons: 1
Coding region: 125-1459 (444 amino acids)
Molecular function (GO): protein binding
Source: RefSeq, a predicted model, not a curated record